GCGUCCCCGUCCCCGUCCCCGUCCCCGCUUGUGCCAGUGAACUUCCGCGCCCGAAAAUCCUCCUUUUCAGGACGAGCCCUGGGAAGGAGUGUUUUGAGGUUUGCAUCCAUGUGUGCCUGGCACCCCCGCCCCCCGUUUACCUCUCUCAGAGUCAUCUGAACGGUCUAGAAAGGGCCAUCAGUUUCCCCUGGACUCUGAGGUAGUAACUGUUGCUGCUUUUUUCCUUUUUUUUAGGUUUCAGCAGCAGGCAGUGGGCACGAGAUGUGAACUGUUUCUCUCCUGCAGAAAACGAGGCCUUUCGUCCCCUCCCCGCGACGGUGGGUGUGGAUCCUGGCUCCUGUCUGUGGCUGCGCUGGAGGCCAGGGUGUCGCGGGCUGUGGGGCAAUGUUCUGAAAAACCCUCUGAGUGGGAAUGGCUUGCCUUACGGUGACAGACAUGGAAGGAACGUCCACAUCUCCUGUACACCAGAACGGUGAUAUUCCUGGCCCUGCGAACACUGUGAAGCAGGUAGAGCCAGUCCUGCAGGUGUAUCUUUACCAUUCCCUUGGGAAGGCUGAAGAAGAUUACCUGAGGUUUCCAGCGGGGGAGUAUGUUGCUGAAGACAUUUGUGUUGCUGCUUCUAAAGCUUGUGGCAUCACACCUGUGUAUCAUAACAUGUUUGCUUUAAUGAGUGAAACAGAAAGGAUCUGGUAUCCGCCCAACCACGUCUUCCACGUAGAUGAAUCAGCCAGCCACAGUGUACUCUACAGGAUAAGGUUUUACUUUCCUCACUGGUAUUGUAACGGCAGCAACAGAACCUAUCGGUAUGGAAUAGCUCGAGGUGCUGAAGCUCCUCUCCUGGAUGACUUUGUCAUGUCUUACCUGUUUGCUCAGUGGCGGCACGAUUUUGUCUGUGGCUGGAUAAAAUUACCAGUGACUCAUGAAACACAGGAAGAAUGUCUUGGGCUGGCCGUGUUGGAUAUGAUGAGAAUAGCCAAGGAAAAGGGUCAAACCCCACUGGCCAUCUAUAACUCCAUCAGCUACAAGACAUUCUUACCAAAAUGUGUUCGAGCAAAGAUCCAAGAUUAUCAUAUUCUGACAAGGAAACGAAUAAGGUACAGGUUUCGCAGAUUUAUUCAGCAGUUCAGCCAAUGCAAAGCCACUGCCAGAAACUUGAAACUUAAGUACCUUAUAAAUCUGGAAGCCCUUCAGGCUGCCUUCUACACAGAGCAGUUUGAAGUAAAAGAACCUGGAAGAGGUCCUUCAGGUGAGGAGAUUUUUGCAACCAUUAUAAUAACUGGAAACGGUGGAAUUCAGUGGUCAAGAGGGAAACAUAAAGAAAGUGAGACACUGACAGAACAGGAUUUACAGAUAUAUUGUGAUUUUCCUGAUAUUAUUGAUGUCAGCAUUAAGCAAGCAAACCAAGAAGGCUCUAAUGAAAGCAGAGUUGUAACUAUCCAUAAGCAAGAUGGUAAAAAUCUGGAAAUUGAACUUAGCUCCCUAAGAGAAGCCUUGUCUUUUGUGUCAGUGAUUGAUGGGUACUACAGACUCACUGCCGACGCACACCAUUACCUCUGCAAAGAAGUGGCCCCCCCAACAGUGCUGGAAAAUAUACAGAGCAACUGUCAUGGGCCAAUUUCAAUGGAUUUUGCCAUCAGUAAACUGAAGAAAGCUGGUAAUCAGACUGGGCUGUAUGUACUUCGAUGCAGUCCUAAGGACUUUAAUAAAUAUUUUCUCACGUUUGCUGUUGAGCGAGAAAAUGUCAUUGAAUAUAAGCACUGUUUGAUUACAAAAAAUGAGAAUGGAGAAUACAACCUCACUGGGACUAAGAAGAACUUUAAUAAUCUUAAAGAUCUUCUGAACUGCUAUCAGAUGGAAACUGUUCGUUCAGACAGUAUCAUUUUCCAGUUUAUUAAAUGCUGCCCCCCAAAGCCAAAAGAUAAAUCCAACCUCUUAGUCUUCAGAACGAACGGCGUUUCUGAUGUCCCAACCUCACCAGCAUUACAGAGGCAUAAUAACGUGAACCAGAUGGUGUUUCACAAAAUCAGAAAUGAAGAUUUGAUAUUCAAUGAAAGUCUUGGCCAAGGCACUUUUACAAAAAUUUUCAAAGGUAUAAGAAGAGAAGUAGGAGACUACGGUCAGCUGCACGAAACCGAGGUUCUCCUCAAAGUCCUGGAUAAAGCACACAGAAGCUACUCCGAGUCUUUCUUUGAAGCGGCAAGCAUGAUGAGCCAGCUUUCUCACAAGCACCUGGUUUUAAACUAUGGAGUAUGUGUCUGUGGAGAGGAGAAUAUCCUGGUUCAAGAGUUUGUAAAAUUUGGAUCUCUAGAUACAUAUCUGAAAAAAAAUAAAAAUUCUAUAAAUAUAUUAUGGAAACUUGAAGUGGCUAAACAGUUGGCAUGGGCCAUGCAUUUUCUCGAAGAAAAAGCCCUUAUUCAUGGGAACGUGUGUGCCAAAAAUAUCCUGCUCAUCAGAGAAGAAGACAGGAAGACAGGGAAUCCGCCUUUCAUCAAACUCAGUGACCCUGGCAUUAGUAUUACGGUUUUGCCAAAAGACAUUCUCCAGGAGAGAAUACCAUGGGCACCCCCAGAAUGUAUUGAAAAUCCUAAAAACCUAAGCUUGGCAACAGAUAAAUGGAGUUUUGGGACUACUCUGUGGGAAAUCUGCAGUGGAGGAGACAAGCCUCUCAGUGCUCUAGAUUCCCAAAGGAAGCUACAGUUUUAUGAAGACAGGCACCAGCUUCCUGCACCAAAGUGGACAGAGUUAGCAAAUCUUAUAAACAAUUGUAUGGAUUACGGACCGGAUUUUAGGCCUUCUUUCAGAGCCAUCAUACGAGAUCUUAACAGCUUGUUUACUCCAGAUUAUGAACUAUUGACAGAAAGUGACAUGUUACCAAAUAUGAGGAUAGGUGCCCUAGGAUUUUCUGGUGCUUUUGAAGACAGGGACCCUACACAGUUUGAAGAAAGACACUUGAAAUUCUUACAACAACUUGGCAAGGGUAAUUUUGGGAGUGUGGAGAUGUGCCGGUAUGACCCUCUGCAGGACAACACUGGGGAGGUGGUGGCCGUGAAGAAGCUCCAGCACAGUACUGAGGAGCACCUCCGGGACUUUGAAAGGGAAAUUGAGAUCCUUAAAUCCCUGCAGCACGACAACAUCGUGAAGUACAAGGGAGUGUGCUACAGUGCUGGCCGGCGUAAUCUGAGAUUAAUUAUGGAGUAUUUACCAUAUGGAAGUUUACGAGACUAUCUCCAAAAACAUAAAGAACGGAUAGAUCAUAAAAAACUUCUGCAGUACACAUCUCAGAUAUGCAAGGGUAUGGAAUAUCUUGGUACAAAAAGGUACAUUCACAGGGAUCUGGCAACAAGAAAUAUAUUGGUGGAGAAUGAGAACAGAGUUAAAAUUGGGGAUUUUGGAUUGACUAAAGUUUUGCCACAAGACAAAGAAUACUACAAAGUGAAAGAACCGGGUGAAAGUCCCAUAUUCUGGUAUGCCCCAGAAUCACUGACAGAGAGCAAGUUUUCUGUGGCCUCGGAUGUUUGGAGCUUUGGAGUGGUUCUCUAUGAGCUUUUCACAUACAUUGAGAAGAGUAAAAGUCCACCGGCGGAAUUUAUGCGUAUGAUUGGCAAUGACAAGCAAGGACAGAUGAUUGUGUUCCAUUUGAUAGAACUCUUGAAGAAUAAUGGAAGAUUACCAAGACCAGAGGGAUGCCCAGAUGAGAUUUAUGUGAUCAUGACAGAAUGCUGGAACAAUCAUGUAAACCAGCGCCCUUCCUUCAGGGACCUAGCUCUUCGAGUGGAUCGAAUAAGGGACAACAUGGCUGGAUGAAAGAAAUGAACUUUACUCUGAGACCAAAGUAGACCCACGGAAGAAAGUUUCGUGUUUCACCUUGCUGCGGACUAUUACUACAUAGGUCAUAAUGCUGGUCAGCAAAGUGUGAAACUAUCUCAUCAAAGCUUUCAGAGUUUAAUGCGUUUUCUCCAUGAGGACACCAGUAAAAGACACUGAUGAAAAGACCUUACCAGGGAAUUUUGUGAAGUGUUUUGUGAACCUAAUAAGUCCAUUAACAUCACCUUUCUUUGGCAAAAGGAAAGAUACUUUCCAACUCAGAUUUUUGAGAGAUGAAAAGAUUGUAAUGCCAACUUUGCCAUGUUAGAGAGGCAUAGGAUAAGAACGGACAGCCUUCCUCAACGGUGAAUGUAUCAUACCUUGGCAUCUUGUGUAGUGUUAUACACAAGGGCUGGUGUUCAUUAAUAAUAUUUUCUAAUUUUUUAUAGUUUAUCUACAACAGCUUCACUGUACAAACAAAUUAAGAUGCUCAGAUAAUUAAAUAAGCACUUUUGUGUCCUUCUGUAUCUGCAUUGCUGGCCAGCAGUAUAAGCAGGUGUAUGCUUUCAGCUUGCUGUUCCAUGUACUGUAAAUAUUUCUCAAAGCAGCAGGAACAAAUGUCUAGUUUUAUUUGUAUAGGAAAUUUCCUUGAUCCUAAAGAAUACAUUUUGAAAUGGAACAAGCUUACAAAGAUAUAGUACAAUCUAUUUUCUUAUUUGUUUCCAUUGUAUUUGUUUGUGGUGAGUGUGUUUUUUAAAUAGAACUGUCUCCUAGUUUUUCUGAGACUACAUGAAAUUUUCUUUAAAAAGUUUCAGAUUAAGAAUGCUAAGAGCAUUGCCAUCCUUUGAUCCCUUGGCCACCAAUAAGAUUCUUCAAUUCCUGGGACUUACUGUCAUUCGUUCGAUUUAAGCAUAAGUCAUAAAAUAGAUUGCUUUUUUAAGUGUAUAAUCUUAUGAAGAUGCAUAGUUGAAGAGGAAUUUCAGUUCUUAUUCAGCAUUUUUUCUAAAGACUGUAUAUUUGAGGGGUUUCAAAAAUCUCUGUUGCAGCCUUGGAAGAGAUUUCUUUUUCUGAGAGGUUCUUUUAGAGAGUAAAUUGGUGAAAAGUAUAGUUGCUAAUUUUAUUCCUUUACAAGAGUGCCAGUAAAAAAUCCAUAAUGUAUACCUUUAAGGAAAAGGACAACAUUGAUUUUCAAUUAAGUAUAAGGGAUUGUUGUUUUUUGUUGUGUGUUUUAGUGCUAUUCCAUUUUAGACACCAUACCUAAAAUAUUUUGUGUUAUUUAUACGAAGUUUAAAAUACUUGCUUUGGUUAAAAAGAAAAUCGUUUCAUACAUUAUUUUUGGUAGUAUAUGCCUUUUUUUUAAGUUUGUACUUAAGAUUUCUAAUUAUUUUGCUGACUAUUUUUUGGAGUUUGUUUUAAAAUGCAUGUUAUAUAAGAAAAAAUGCCUUGCUCAAAAUGUUUGAGAUUUUUGGUUGAUGGGAGGAAAAGAGAAGAAAUGCUUUGAAAUUCAUUAUCUUGAAAGUAUUUUGGUAGCUAUUGAAUACAGAAAUCAUCCAAAAUAAUAGCAUAUUAGAUUUUUAAAAAACCUCCAGUAGAUUUGUGUGUGUUUGUGUGUGUGUGUGUAUGUGUGCUUUAGGCAAAAGCUUACAGCUCAAGUUAAUUUCUCAUUCAAAAAUGUAUACACGUGUUGUUUUGUGACAUUGGUCGCAAUCCCCACAAUGUGACAGCACACUCCCCCUUUGCACCCCGGGUUCCCUGUGUCCAUCUGUCUAAAGGAUAGCUUGAUGAAAGUUUAAUAUAAUUCUUAUUUAAUUUGUAAAGGUUUCUCAAGGAUGUGUAUAUGUAGUGCAAUUAAGACAUCUUCUGUUUCGCUGUUUUUCAAGUUGCUACUUUUCCGUUUCUGCUGCUUGUGUUUACUCAAGUGAAAAGUAGCAUAUAGUAUGCUUGACUUCAGAUUUUUUGUACUAAAAUUUAAAUAUUUAAAAGUAGAUCCUUAAAGGCCUAUAAUAUUUGUUUUUAAAAAUGAGGAUGUUAGAUUUCUUAAGUUUUUUUAAUGUUUCAUUUUUUUUUUAGUUUUAGAUCAAGAAUUCCACAUAAACAGUCUUCAUUUGCUUGGAGUAGAAUGACUACCUCAUGUAAAGUCCAAGUUUGCGAGAGAAGAAUUCCUUUUUUUUUUUUUGAGGGUUUGUGAUGUUUUAAUUUUUUAUUCUAACCGUGCGUGGAAAGAAAUUAGCCUUGCAGCUGAUUAGUUGGCUCUGCCCAAGAGAAGUAUUAUUGUACCAGGCAGUGGGUAAUGCCCAUAUGUCUCCUCAAGUUAAUAUUCUUCAGAAUUGAGGGUAAAUGUUUUCUUAGAAUUUUGUAAUUCUGUAAAUAUUCCAGUAUAUUAUGUUACACAAUCUUUAUAUAAACAAAUUCCAGCUUCUGUGGAGACGUGCUUCGUGAAGUAGUCACUUUUUCACAUUAUUUAUCUAUGCUAUAAAUUGCAGUGGGAGAAUGCUUUCUUAUAAUAAUCCAAGACUUCUGCUUUAAAGUAAAUGUUUUAAUCACAACUAUAACUUCAGAUAUUUAAAUUUUAUUAUGCAGUAAACAUUAGAAAAUAACUCUAAAUCUAUACCAGAGGAGUUGUUCUCCAUAGGGUGGACCCAUAUGCCCAGUUUAUUGAGACUGUGUUGAUUUCUUCAUGGCACCUUUAGCAUCGUCCCACAAAACCAGGAUAUCGGUGUAAUUAAUAUUCAGAAGUUUGUUUCCUUUGCGUUGUCACCUAACCAAGGAAGUGGGGACACGUGCUGAUUUAGAGAUGUGCACAUAAAACCCUUUAUUAUAGCGGACCCAUCUUCUCAUUUUAAAGAACUGCUUGGUAAGGUCACUAUCAGCUGUUGUGCCCUAUUUUGAAUGUUGCUGUAUCGACUCUAGUUCUCAUAUUUACAUUAUUUAUAAUGAAAGUUUUUCUAAUUUUUCAGUAUAACUUACUAAAGUUCUUUUAGUUUGCUAUAUUAGAAUAAAUAAUAACUGUAAGUAUAAGUCAGCAGCAAUAUCCAAACAAAAGAUUAGGUUAUAUAAAUUUGAUUGUAUAUAAGAAAAAAAUCCAAGUAUGACUAUCAGAAAAUACCUUGUGUUUUUUCCCAGAUGUGGGUUGGGUGGACUUAAUUUCAAGGUAACCAGCUGCUACGUGUUUCAUGAUGCUGACAGUGACCUUAAAGAGGUUUCAAAAUGGCAGUGAAGAGAAUUUAAAAACUAAAUUUUACAUUAAUCAAAUUCAUAUAAUAUGCACAUUAGUCUUUGACUUUUCACGUAAAUCAAGUUCUUAGCAAAAUGCACAUAAUAUACUCAAAUAUUAAAACAUUUACUUAUAGAAUCUUAGUUUCUUUGCUGCCCAACAUCCACACACACACACACACACACACACCCUUCUUCAGAGAUACAAAAUUUCAAAAGUGUCGUAGCUAGCAAAAUAAAAUUUUAUUAGAAAAAUUUGAUUUAUGAUGUGCAGUUUUAGCUAUUUUCAGUUGUUAUGUCUAACCACAAUAGUCAUUAUGUGAGUUAUAUAUAAGGCUUAUUGUAUUUCUUACUAACAAAUCAAUGAGAAAACCAUGAUCAAGCCUGAACAAAACAGAUACAGUCCUUGUGCUCCAGAGAGUUCAAAAUCUAUUAAUGGGUACAGUUGAACAAGUAACGUUAACACAGUGGGACGCAAUGCAAGUCACUAUCCUAGAAAGCUGAUGCUUACUGAAAUAUGAAGUGCUUCACUGUACCAGCUACUGAGAAGUUUUUAAAAAUAAUUGGUCUGAACUUGAGAACUUUCAGAGCCAGACAUCCCUUUACUACAAGUGGAUUGGGAGCUGCUCAUUUCCAGUCUAAAUCACUCAUCUCUGCAAGAGGUGUCCUCAGCAAUCACUCAGCACCUUCAGCUUAUCGCUGGGUUCUGGUAUUCAAACUCUACUGUUGUUAUGUGCAUCGAGUCGGUUCCGACACACAGUGAUCCUAUUACAACAAAACAAAACACUACCUGGUCCUGCACCGUCUUCACAAUCAUGGCUAUUUUUGAGCCCACGGUUGCAGCCAUGUGUCGAUCUAUUUUGUUGAGGGUCUUUUUUGCUGACCUUCACUUUACUAAGCAUGAUAGUCCGCUUCAGGGACUGGUCCUUCUUGAUAACUUGUCCAAAGUGUGUGACUUAAAGCCUCACUAUCCUUUUUUUUUUUUUAUCCUUGCUUCUAAGGAGCAUUUUUGCUGUACUUCUUCCAAGACAGAUUGUUCAUUCUUCUGGCAGUCCAUAGUAUAUUCCUCACCAACACCACAGUUCAAAGGCAUCAGUCCUUUGGUCUUCCUUAUUAUCCAGUUUUCACAUGCCUGUGAGACGAUUGAAAAUACUGUGGCUUGGUCAUGUGCACCUUAGUCUUCAAGGUGACAUCUUUGCUUUUUAACACGUCAAAGCAGUCUUUUGCAGCAGAUUUGCCCGAUGCAAUGUGUUGUUUGAUUUCUUGACUGCUGCUUCCAUGGGUGUUGAUUGUGGAUCCAAGUAAAAUGGAAUUCUGGACAACUUCAAUCUUUU
This is a messenger RNA of Loxodonta africana (African savanna elephant), 8351 nucleotides long. RefSeq names its product Janus kinase 2 (gene JAK2). The record is from RefSeq and is a predicted model, not a curated record. Gene Ontology annotation, cellular component: cytosol; cytoskeleton; membrane. NCBI's taxonomy places the organism in Eukaryota, Metazoa, Chordata, Mammalia, Proboscidea, Elephantidae. Gene Ontology annotation, molecular function: non-membrane spanning protein tyrosine kinase activity; growth hormone receptor binding; ATP binding. Gene Ontology annotation, biological process: intracellular signal transduction; regulation of apoptotic process; erythrocyte differentiation. The transcript is spliced from 24 exons. Bases 412 to 3804 code for a protein of 1130 amino acids.